Messenger RNA from Anopheles marshallii, 1920 nucleotides. It is a transcript of the gene Upf3, whose product is annotated as regulator of nonsense transcripts 3B. Gene Ontology annotation, cellular component: cytoplasm; nucleolus. Gene Ontology annotation, biological process: nuclear-transcribed mRNA catabolic process, nonsense-mediated decay; positive regulation of translation. NCBI's taxonomy places the organism in Eukaryota, Metazoa, Arthropoda, Insecta, Diptera, Culicidae. The transcript has 2 exons. The record is from RefSeq and is a predicted model, not a curated record. Gene Ontology annotation, molecular function: mRNA binding. Bases 1 to 1920 code for a protein of 639 amino acids.
AUGGAUAAGUCCAAGUCCACCGCAACACGCGCCACCGUAUCCGGCGGUGGAGGUCGCGUUAAACCGGACAAACAAUCACGCAAGGAUAAGAAGGAUAAGGUCGGCAAGUCGGGUGGUUCGAACAAGCGCAACAAAAAGAACAAGAAAGAUAGCCCAUCACCCAUGACCCGGGUGGUCAUUCGCCGUCUGCCACCGACAAUGACGGAAGCGGUGUUCUGCGAACAGAUAUCGACAGAUGGGGUGCUGCCGACCAAUGACGAGUUUUACUUUGUUGGGCCCGACUGGACACUCGGACAUAAUGCAUCCUGUCGGGCGUAUAUUAACUUUACCAAUCCGGAGGACGUGUUCCGGUUUACCGAUAGUUACGAUGGAUACACGUUUGUUGAUGCCAAGGGUAUGGAACAUCAGGCCGUGGUAGAGUAUGCGCCAUUUCAGAAACUGUCCAAAACUCGAUCUCGCCGAAAGGAUCCGAAAUGUAACACGAUCGAGACCGACACACACUUCCUUGCGUUUCAAGAAACAUUGGCAGCGGAAGAGCAGGAAGCGUUGCACGGUCGGGGAACGCAAGAGUUCAGCUUUAAGAUAGAGCAAGAGGAGAAAACCACGACAACACCUUUGCUCGAGUUCAUCGCACAAAGGAAGCAAGAGAAGCGCGACGAAAAGCGUCGCAAACAGGAGGAAAAACGUCGAAUGCGCGAAGAGGAACGGCAUAUGCGAAAGACGCAGAUAGCCAAAGCAAUGCCGGACAUUAUCCGUGAAGAGGUGAUUGCUGAACUUAUGGAACGGACGGUUUUGUCACGUCCGUCAAAUCCGACACAAAAUGUAGCGAAACCGGGUGGAAAUUUCACCGCCAAAGGUGGUGGGCCGGAUGGAAAGUUUAAGGAUGAUAAGGAUAAAAAGUCUAAGAAUAAGAAAGAUAAAGAGCGUAAUCGAGAUAAGCAGGGUGAGGAUACGAAAGUGUCGCAGGACGCAGGAAAAUCGGAUGGCGGUAAAAAUGCGACCGGCAGAAAGCAACAAGAGCGCGAUAAGGCUGGCAAGAAGUCGAAAGAAAAACCAAUCCGGGAUGAGCCCCGAUACAGAGAGCAGAACCAGCAACAGCCACAGAAGGGAGAGCGAAAUGAAAAAUCGAAGAAGGAAAAAGCACCGAACGGUCCUUCGGGUGGAAACGGAGAGCAAGCGUCCACGUCCAAAGCCAACACAGGUACGCCCACGAACGAUGGUUCUAACAAGAAGGAGGUAAAGAAGUACAGUGAGCGACGCAAAGAAACGCGUGCCCGUGCUGAAACACGAUUCGCUGAGCAGGACACCAGCACCGAGCCUAAUUCAGCCAAAGACGCUCGUCCGCCGGCCACCGACAAGGUGGUGGAAGUGAAGAAAAGCAUACUCACCGCCAACGUACCACCGUUCAUACCGAAGGAAAAAACCACCAUUCUGUUGGCUGGACACACGUCAACAGUGACGAACGUUCCCGUCGAUCAGAAGCUGGCUGAAAAGAUGGCCAAAGUUUCGCUGGUGGACAACGGCAAAAAGUCACCGUCGCCCGAUGGUGCGGAUUGUUCGGCAUCGGGGACAAAGCCCAAGCUGUCCGAAAAGCAGAAAGAAUUGCGUGAAGCACGCAAAAUUCGGAAUAAGGAUCGUCCAUCGAUUGAAAUUUAUCAGCCCCGCAAGCGGAUAGUGUCGGGCGGUACGGGAAAAAGUGAGGACGAUCGUGGCCGAAGCGAUUCCGAUCGUCCCUCGGACAAUGUAUCGGCCUCGGCUUCGGCAGGAGCGGCCGCUGAGUCGGGAGAGGGGGUGAAAGAACGCCGGCAUAAGCUAACGAAGAAAGCGUCCGAUCGGCAGCAGCGAGAACGAAAGAAUGGUAGAAAGAACUCGAUGGAGGCGGAUAGUAGCAAGGAAACAGCCGCAAGCAGUGUACAGUAG